AUGAAUGAUCCUAUCAGAGAGUCAAUCAAACAGGUGGAUGCAAAUACCUGGCUUGUCGGUCCGCUACAACUCUGUCGGUCAAAUGGCUAUUCUGAUACCUCCACCUGGUACGAUCUAGACGACGAUGUCAGCUAUACUCUCACCAACGCAUCUGUUCCCCCACCUCCAACUAUACCGUUAUCGGAGAAUGUUCCAUUCCGAUUAGUCUACGAUGUCGGCGAUAGCUCUGCAGUCUGGUCUAUAGGAAACAACGCUUUUUGCAAGGUCAAACUUCGCGUGCUAGGUACAACAUCGGAAGCGGCAACAUUGGCGUUCGUCCAUGGGGAGCGGCCUGAUUUCGAGAUCCCCAAAGUUCUGCACCACGCAGAACACAAUGGCCGGUCCUAUCUGUUUUUGAGUAGAGUUCGAGGCCGAACUCUUGAAAAUGCGUGGUCUACUUUGAAUGAAAAAUGGCGCCAUCACUAUAUGAGUGCCGUGGUGAACAUCUGCAAGUUUCUCGAGAAACGAGAAGGCAAUAUGCUUUGUGGUGUGAAUGGGAAGAACGUGUUUGAACCCUUUCUUGUCAAAUAUGGAGCAAAGGAAGACUUUCCCCCCCACAACCUCCAACAAGGAUGUGAAUUGAUGGGUAUGGACUGCUCUAGAUUUGUCUUCUACCAUGCUGAUCUCGCCCCUGGAAACAUCAUGGUGGAAGACGUCCCGGAGACUGGCUCUGUCGGUAUCAUUGAUUGGGAGGUCGCUGGCUUCUUCCCAAGAGGAUGGAUUCGAACAAAAUUCCGAGUCAGUGGCGGACUGGAUCUUCCGGAUUCAGUUACGGACCCAGUGGAAUGGAGGUCGGGUGUACAAAAAUUGCUUGAGGCUCAUGGAUUCGAAGACUACUCAUCGCAAUACGUUUCAUGGUGGCACUGA
Messenger RNA from Penicillium salamii, 906 nucleotides. NCBI's taxonomy places the organism in Eukaryota, Fungi, Ascomycota, Eurotiomycetes, Eurotiales, Aspergillaceae. The record is from the annotation of a GenBank genome assembly.